GGUUAAGACCCUCAACAAUUUAAUAAUUAAUGGUACAAAGCCCUCAUAACUUUUAUAACUGAUAACGCCCUUUUUGAUGAACUUACACGUUGUUUUUUUCCUACUCUGUUUGCCAUUGGCAGUGAUGUGUCUGUGACCAUGAGUAUGUUCGAAUCACAAUGGAAGGCUUAUGGGUGGAUCCAAGGGUUGUUAUCGCAACAAUCAUAAAUCCCAAGAUUGUAAGAGUAUUUUUGUUUCUAUAUUUAAAACAAUUAACGUCUGCUACUUACUUUGUGACUCACUCUGUUUUUUGUUCAGAGCAAUAGUUACUGAUGUGUACGUCUGUUGUCCGAGACUAACCUCAAGCUCCCAAAAAAAGACAAUCAAUCCUUCAUGAUCAAGACUGUUUUCAAAAGAAAAAAACAUGUCUGAUUCCUUUUGAUAGCAGUCAAACAAUGCCCAUAAAUUUUUAAACGCUCAACCAACAAUUAUGAUUUUCAUUGGAACAUUGUUUCUAGAUCAUAUACAAGUUUUGCUUUAGAUCACCUAAAUAGCAACCGCCUACAGUGACCAUCACAAUUUCAGUCUUCUCACCUUUCAGUUUUAGUGCUCUUUUAUUUUGUUUAUAUUUACUUUGCUACUAUCCUUUUCAACAACUAUUACUCUAAUUUUUAUACAAAAUCCAUUUUCACAUUAUUAUCAGUAUCACUCACAUUAUUACUCUAUUUUCCCAUUACUCAUUUUAUUGCAUAAAACAAGAUUCUACACAUACUUGGACUGUGACUGACUUCACAUACACCAUGGUCGUAUUAGUUACAACUUUAACAAUAUUCUUUAACAAUAUUCUUAUAAUAGUUCUUUCUAACGUAAGUAAACUUGAUAAUGUAACUUACCACUACUAAACCCUUCGGCAUCUUCAUGCAUGAGAUGAUGCAUCACAAACAUAAUAAAAAGCAGCAUAAAUAUAACUCUGACUAAAUGGAAACUUUGAUUCUUUCCUCCGUGUGAAGUUGAACUCGCCUCUUAAAAAGGGAAUUCAUCACUUCAAUGAUACUCUAAAGUGUAAUAAUUCCACCUCCACUACUCCUUAUAUCCCAUUUUACAAAACGUUAAAAUAACAAGCGAACAUUAACAUCUGUUUGUUUACCUGUUGCACAGCUAUGACCAAACAAUUUGAAGAAACUUUGACAACCUCUCGAGAUCAUCAUACUUCGGAUAAUCAUUCCUCAUAAUUCUUAGAAAAAUAAUUAAGGCUAAACAAGUUACAAAAAUAGCCAUAGUCAACCAGUUGAAGAUGGAGAACCAAUAGAUUAGCAAAACAAAAUAAACUCCUUAAAGUCUUAUAAAGCUUAAACAAACACUUGAAAAUAUGAAUUGGAUAUAGAAAUUGUGACGCAAGAAAGCAAUGAAACACUCAGUAUGAGUACAUUAUGAUAGUGUGAACCAUAAAUAAUAGACAACCAAAAAAGAGUCUAUAUACAAAAGCUGACACAUACACGAUGCUCAAAUAAAUGAUAAUACAAAUAUACAUCAAAACGUAGGGCUAAUGGAACAUUCGUCGAAAUCUUUGUACAUAAUACCUCAAGCCAACCUUUCCACUUCUUCCUAAAUUAUAUUGGUAUUGGGUUGUCUUGGACGAGAUUAAUAUGAAAGAUCUAUAAAAUGAAACAAAAAAAUUUAAAACCUACAUACCAAUCCUUCUCAACCCAAAACAUAAUAAACUACAAUAACCUCAAAAUUAUGAGUUAAUCUUAAAAAACAACCAACAUCAAGACCAUUUUAAACCAACUCUAUAAUAUAGAUACAACCAUUAGGAGCAACUACAAUAAUGCAUACCACAUAUAAUUCUUCUUCCAAUCAAACCAUCCACCCUAAGCAUAAUUAAAUACAUAAAUCAUUAUCAUAUAUAUCCUUCCAUUCAAAAUCCUAAAACACGAAUUUUUUUAUCUAACAACAAUUAUACAACCCAAAAUAACAACAAAUGCAUAUCCAUAUCCCGCGCGUAGCGCUGACCGACUCUAGUAAGUAUAAAAUUAAUACCGUGAAUGUGAAUGUUAAUUUAUUUACGUUUAUGAUGAUUGAUACGAAAGAAGAAAAAUUAAGAGAAAAAAAAGCUAUAAAGACUGGAUAUUGCGGCAAUAUAUGUUUAGAAAAUGACCGACCCAAAGUGUAACAUCCCGGGCCCGGCCCAAAAGGAAACUCAAGUGCAGGAGGCCCAAGGAGAAGAAACCCUAAACAUAACCCCUCCCAUUGCUUACAAAAGGAGAAGUUUCCCUAGGGUUCAGCCACAAGAGAGACAGCAAGCGAAGCCCUGCCUGAGCAGAACCCCGCCGCCGCCUCCGCCUCAAGCCGCCGCCGCUCCAUCUCCAAUGAAGCCAGCCGCCAGCCGCCCGCGAAGCCCUAGCCGCCGCAACCGAGCUCCUAGCCGCCGCCUCCUUGAUUCAGUUUCGUGCAAGCAACUGAGAUCUGAACCCUAAAGAUCUCGAGAAGUGACUGUUCCCCAAACCUAGAUCCAGAUCUACUUCUGCAAAAAGCUAAGGUAGGGCCGAGAGGGAGCGGGAGUAGAUGUCCGUAUGGUGCAAGUGUUUUCUCGAGUCUUUCAUUUAUGACUCCUUUCUUUCAACCAUUUCUUCUUAAGUUUUUAUUCGACAUUUCAGUUUUGUUGAGUUUGGUUUUAUGUAAGAUAAAUUUGAGUUUUAAUAAGAGUUUUGAACGAAAAGGUUUGGGGUAAAGCAUUUGAUAAGGUUCAUCGGGCCAAGGCCGUUACAAUUGGUAUCAGAGCCAGGUUAAACCCACCCGGUGUUGUCCCGGGUGGGAAGGGCAGGGUCGGGUAGAAGUAGGAAAAAAAAAAAAAAAAAAAGGUUUCAAAAGGACUUCUUCCGAACGUUUUUCUAAGUGUUUCAAAAAGGAGUUUAAAAAAAAAAAAAAAAAAAAUGCACCACUCGGACGGAACUCCUAGCUCACUCGGUGGACAAUAGAAUACGAGUAGAACCGUAGCUAAUACUCCUUCACUUGUCAACAGAAUGCCUCCCAAGAAUGCCAGAGUUGCAAGGCCAGCUGCGGCCAUCCCGAGAGCGACACGACGGGUCACCAGGUCUGCGUCUCAAGCCUCCAACGAGGCAGAAAGCCGAAGAGAGGGCGCACCCGAGAAUGGGAACCAAGUGGAAAUGCCGAACGUGGUGAAUGCAGCGCUCCUGGAAGAACUGCAAAAAUACCGUGAUGCCUAUGGGGGUCAAUUGCUCAAUGGUGAAGCCGCCGCAGAGGCGGGGGAAAACCCCAUACCACCUGGGGCGGCCCAGAAUCUGCCACCACCGCCACCACCCCCGGCAGCGCCUGCGGUGGUGCACGCCCCAGGCCCCAACUACUGGGACAUGCUGAGACACAUGAAGAGUAUGCAGACGGAGUUUUUCAAUGGAAAGGCUGACGCAAUUGUCGCGGAUAACUGGAGACGUCAACUCGAGAGGAACUUCGCUUCUGCAAGGUGCCCACCGGAGUUCCGUAGGGACCUGGCUGCUCACUAUCUUAAGGACGACGCACUAGUGUGGUGGGACGAAGUGGUCGAAAGGUCACACGGGACACGACUGACCUGGGAUGAUUUCCUGGAAGCAUUCAAUGGGAAGUACUUCCCCUUAGAAGCCAUGGACGCGAUGGAAAGCAAGUUUCAGGACAUCCGUCAGGGGUCAAGGAAUGUACGAGACUACGGAGACGAGUUCAACCGACUUCGGAGAUUUGCGGGUUACUACCUGAGUGAUCACGACUUAAUCCGCCGUUUCCUCAAAGGCAUGAGAGGGGAACUGAGGAAUAGCUGCAACGUGAGGGAAUAUCGUGAUGUCCAUGAGCUGAUUGAGAAAGCCGCAGAACAGGAAUCAGGGCUCGAGGAAGAACGAAAACAGAACCAGAACUCCCAGAACCGGGGUGCCAAACGGCCCCGAGAUGCACUGCCCGCGACUGAGCCUGCCCCGUUAAGGCCCGCAUGUGAAAGGUGUGGACGAUUCCAUGCGGGGGAGUGCAGAACAGGAGCAUGCUUCGCCUGCGGCGAGCGCGGCCAUAUGGCGAGGGAUUGCCCGAAGGAGAGACAGGCCCAACGCAGGCGCUGUCACCGCUGCGGCUAGGAGGGACAUCAGGCGUGGGAGUGCCCAACACUCCAAAGAGGAAACGCGGAAGGGGCGUAACCCUAACAGCAGAGAGGGCAAGCCGCAGGGCCAAGAGCGUACGCCGUCGAGGGUCGCGAAGGAGCCGAACCAAUCGCGGGUAUGUUUUGAUUUAACGCUACGAUUAUGUUAUAUGAAAAGAACUGUUAGUAGUCGUGUAGCUUAGUGUUAGUGUUGUGUAGGGUCUGUCGCGGUCGGAGGAGUGACAGCGUUCACUCUCUUCGACACCGGGGCAACUCACAGUUUUGUAAGCCCUAGACUUACGCGUGAGUGGGACUUUAAGGGGAACUUCAACCCCAUGGUAACGGGAGUCGAGACGGCAGGAACAGAGAAAAUGGCCACGAGGGGAAGAUAUGAAGAAGUACCGGUGAUCCUCGCAGGAGUGAAUUUACCCGGAGACCUGCUGGAGUUAGAACUGGGGCGUUACGAGGUGAUCUUGGGAAUGGAUUGGCUAGCACAACACAGAGCCGUGGUCGAGUGUGCCAAAGCAUGCGUUAGGAUUCCGCUUGAUGGGAGGCAAAUCGUGUACAGAGGAAUGAGAACUAGGACCGGAAUAACUGUGGUGUCGAUGGCCCAUGCUGAAGAAGCAAUCCGGAAAGGAGGAGAAGCCUUUUUAGCCACUAUUGAAAUGGUGGGUGAGACCGAAACGCCAGAUCUGGGAAAUAUCCCUGUAGCAGCAGAGUAUGCAGAUGUGUUUGAACCAUUACGCGGACCCCCACCUCAACGAAAUAAUGCUUUUACGAUUGAGCUAGAACCCGGAACCGCA
Molecule: messenger RNA, 4896 nt
Organism: Brassica napus (rape)
Lineage: Eukaryota; Viridiplantae; Streptophyta; Magnoliopsida; Brassicales; Brassicaceae
Exons: 3
Coding region: 3003-4091 (362 amino acids)
Molecular function (GO): zinc ion binding; nucleic acid binding
Source: RefSeq, a predicted model, not a curated record